AUCACAAAUCUUUUCUCUUGCCAGAUAUUUUCAUCUUCCCUUCCCCUCUUAAACACAAAUCUUACAAAUCAUCUCUUCCACGUUACACAUUACGUUUCUGCCUCCAUCUUUUUCCUCUUCAAUAUCUUCCCCUUUUUCCCUCUUUAAUUUCUCAAAUUUUCGUAACCGUAUUUACCUAUGGUUUAACAGAAUUUAUAACUUGGAUGCGUGUACCUGUCAGUUUAGGUACAAUCUCUGUUUUGGCAUCAAUUUUUGGGAAUUUGGCUCUGAGUUAGAGACAACCAAAAACGGGUAUGGAUCGAGAAGGAGGAUCCGCCGGAUCUUGUUACUAUUCAGUGCUUGGGAUUCGUAAGAAUGCCUCCUGCUCCGACAUUCGCUCAGCUUAUCGGAAGCUAGCUCUGAAAUGGCACCCGGAUAGGUGGGCAAAGAAUCCGUCGGUAGCGGCAGAAGCGAAACGCCGGUUUCAGAAAAUCCAAGAGGCUUACUCAGUUCUCUCCGAUGAAGACAAGAGGUCAAUGUACGACGCCGGUUUCCUUGAUCUGCUUGAGGAAGACGAAGGAAUGGGUGAUUUCCUGCACGAUUUGAUGAACAGAAUGGAUCAAAAUGUUGGGGCGGCGGAGGAGAGUAUGGAGGAUUUGCAGAGGACGUUCGUCGAAAUGUUCGGUGGAGAUUUAGCAAAGAUGAUGAAUGAUGAAAAUCCAACGGUGAAGAAGAGGGCACGUGAUUCAGGUUCCAACAUAAGAGCUGCUCCAAAACGCAACACCACUAAUGCCAAUGCCAAUGCCACCUCUUAUCACUGUUAAUUUUUAUCAAACAAUAGUGAAGUGGUCCCUACCCAGCCCCUCAUUGAAUUACCUGUACAACCCUUUUGGUGUUUGAUUUAGUCUGGAUUACACGAAUCAGGAAGGAAUUUAACUAGUUUAUUGAGGGUAGAUUUGGCAAGUCAAAAAGUUGUUUGGUGGCUCCCCAACUUUGAAAAAGUGUAUCCAAAUCAGGGGGCUGUUGAAUUGCGUAAUUAAAGCUUCUCUUUGGUUAAAUAUC
This is a messenger RNA of Nicotiana tabacum (common tobacco), 1041 nucleotides long. RefSeq lists its product as uncharacterized. The record is from RefSeq and is a predicted model, not a curated record. NCBI's taxonomy places the organism in Eukaryota, Viridiplantae, Streptophyta, Magnoliopsida, Solanales, Solanaceae.